AGCUUGCUGUGUGCGAUGGGAGGCGGCCUGGCCUCUCCGGUGCCGCACGGAGCCGUUGAAGGCCUGAGCAGCGCAGCGUUCCCCCCCCCGCGGGCGCACUUGGUUCAGCCCAGUUCGAAGCCGGCGCGGGCCCAGGAGCCGCCGGACCAACGGCGCCCGCGGGCGGAGACACCGGCCGGAGCCCCGGCCGCCGGGCCCCGGGCACAGCGCGCCGCCGAGGGAGCAGGGCCGCGCUCCGCCGCCACACACUGCGGCCCGGACAGGAUGCCGAACCCUGGGGAGAAGACGCCCCUCGGCGAUGGCGAGGACCCGGAGGUGCCCUGCAGCCCUGGGAAGGCCCGGCAGCCGGAGGAGACCCAGCGCGGAGACAUGCCCAGCCUCUGCCCACCUGCUGUCCCACCCUCCAGUCCUCCACAAGCUCUCUCCAUGGCAGAACUAUUAGAGACUGCUCAAGAGGUGUCCAAAAUGACCAUUGCACAUGAGAUUGUGCUGAAUCAUGACUUCAAGGUACAACAAGUGAACUUUGCACCAAACAGCCUGGAAAGCAGAGUGAAGGAGACCUUGCACAAAGCCUUCUGGGACAGCCUAAAAGAACAGCUCUCCACUAGCCCACCAGACUACACACACGCCAUCCGGCUGCUGCAGGAAAUCAAAGAGACCCUACUGUCACUGCUGCUGCCUCGGCAGACCCGCCUACAGAGCCAGAUUGAAGCUGCUCUGGACUUGGAGCUGAUCAGGCAGGAGGCCGAACAUGGGGCACUAGACAUUCCCAAACUCACCACGUACAUCCUCAGCACAAUGGCAACGCUUUGCGCGCCCAUCAGAGACGAGGAAGUGCAGAGACUGCAGAGCCUGACAGACCCAGUUCAGCUGCUCAGAGAGAUUUUCAGGGUGCUUGACUUGAUGAAAAUGGAUAUGGUGAACUUCACUAUCCAGAGCCUCCGUCCCCACCUGCAGGACCGUUCCAUCGAGUACGAGCGGAAGAAAUUUCAGGAGCUCCUAGACAAGCUGCCUAGCAGCCUGGAUCACACGACAGAGUGGCUACGCAAAGCAGCAGCAGACACCUCUGCAUCUCCUUCGCUGUCCCCAUCCCAGCCUGAGUCCAACAUCCCACCUGCCUCAUCCCUACAGGGGGCAGUCCACAGGAGUUCAGACCUCCCAAGUCCCACAUCUGUGCUAAACCAAGGCUACAUGAGUCUGCUCCAUUGGGAGCCUGGACAAGAAAAAUAUCCCGAGACACUGUUGAUGGAUCAAGCUCGGCUGCAGGAAGUACGAUCACAGGUGAAUCGUCUUACCAUCAUAGCUGCGGUCCUGCUAGUGACCACUGGCAUGUGUGGAAGCGCCUUGUGCAGCUCACCUGGGUUUGUAGAUAGGCUGAAACGGGUAACAGAGGUCCUCCUGGAAGGGCUCCCUCAUACCAGGUUUGAGGAAGCUUUACUGGACAUCAGCCAUCAAGUAUGCCAAGAAGUUAGUCGGACUCUCUCUCAGCUGGGUUGUCCUCCUCUCAGCAGUGACAAUACCGCUUCCCUCAAAGGGCAGAUAAAGAGCAUCACAGACAAGGACAACGCCGUUCGAAGCGUCAUCGAGCAACGGAUCCAUUCGUUCCUCAGCCUCUGCCUGUCUCCUGCUGAACAGAAAUCUCUUGAGAACUUUCCAAAAGGCCUCGCUCCUAUUCAGGAAGAACUGAGGGAAGUCGGCCGCAGGUUUGGCAGUGUGACUCAUCACAAUAGGCAGGUGUUUGGACCCUACUAUUCAGGAAUUUUAAAGAAAGUCCUCCUCCCAGAGGUGGAGCCAGAGGCUGGGAUCGAUUCUUUCUAACCGUCUCAUAGAAGGCAGUGGGAGCAGGAGAGGGAGGGGGACUCUGGGGCAGUCUUUCAAAUCAUGCGUUAGCUUAUGAAGUCAGUUGCAGCCAACGAAGCCGCUGCCCUGGCUUGGUAUAGCAGUAGCCCAAGCACUAGCGCAGCUGGGCCAUCAUAGCUCUUGCGGAGAACUGCAUAAACAACAAUGGACAAUACACCAGGGCUGUCUGAAUAAACCCUUACGCUGAAAAAACAGUUGCCCUCUUUCUUCCCCCCACCCCAACCUGCCAUUGCUUCCGUGUUGCCGUAGGUGGUCUCAUGGGCUGGGGAGUGGUGAAUUUACAUGGCAACACAAAAAAAGGGGGGUUCUGCAGCCUGGGCAACCUCAAUUCCCCUCCUUCUCAGCUGUUCAUUUUUCUAUAGGGUUUUACCCUAGGGACAGUAUUUGGAUUUGACAAAGCAGCUAGAUGUACUUAUGUUUGCUUGGAAAAUCUCACUCGGUUUCACGCUGUCCCUUAAGAUUUUGCACAAAGCAAGAACUACCAUGGCAUUCUGACCUAUAAGACUGUAGUAUUUAUGCACUAGCCAUAUUUUACUCAGCUUGUGAAUAUACUGGGAGCAGAGCCUGAAUUGUGACCUGCAUUGAAGUGGCUGGACUUUCUUUCUUGUAGACAAGCUUCUCAACUUUUGACGUUGUAAGUAAUAGAUCACCACCACCGUCUCUUUGCUAAAGCCAUACUGUGCUGUCCCAAUGCCAAAGUCUACAAGUGUGACCACUGUUUUGUAUGGACCAUUUGCUGACAGUAAUCACAGUGGAGAAGCAAGCAGCUCUGUCCUGUCUAUGGAUGUAGCUUUACCACUUGUCUGGCCUAACUAGGAUAAGAGAAUCAACAUCUACUUUGCCCCAAUAAGGGGAGGAAACCACCCUUAUCAAAAACUCUGACAUGGGUCCACUGACGGGUAUCAGCAGUCAGACAGAGCAAGAGUGCAACUAGCCAGCUGCCACACACCCCAAAGAAAUGGGUACUCAACAGUACACUGAGUGAGGUGAGUGGAGACAAGUUAAAAAUGUCAUCUUUAUCUUGAGCAAAACCAUUACCUGGUAGUAUCCUUCAUCUCAUGCAGCUGAGUUCAGAAGUCAGCAUACAAGAGCCAGUGCCCAGCUCCCCACGAUUUUCCUACCUGCUGCACAGGUCACCCAUCUUCUGGAGGAGAAGGAAGGCAGCACUGCUUUGGACGGGAAAUGCAGGUUCCACGCUUGAAAGCUCAGCAAGGAGGGAACUUAUGGUUGUCUGCUUGCAGCUGUUUUACAUUGUGUAAGAGCUUUUGCAGAGAUGACUGAGAGGUAACUGGAGUAAGUGCAAAGAGGGCUGUCAGGGAAACCAGGAGAGGUCACUUUUUCCUUUGAACAUGAAGGAGGAUAAAACAUUUCUGCUUGUUCAACUAAAACAACCAUCUGUUGUACGAGGCACCAGACAUUUGUGGUGUCAUGUCUGCACUCCUAGAAUGGAGCUCCACGUUUUUAAAGCAAAAGACUUGCAUAGCAUUUACGUCCCAAUAACGGAGGCACACGUGUGUGUCUAAGUUUAUUUAUUCAGUCUGUUCUAAGUUGUACAAUUAUGAAAACAACAGAACGACUGCUGGAAGCCCAGGAAUAUUUACAAUCUCGCCUUGUUGUAGUGAGGUCAGUCUAUGUUGUUGCACAGAUUGGUUACGUUUGGUACCACAAGAUGUUUAAAAUUCAGACAAAAUUUGAACAGAUCAACAAUUGUAUGUACAAGAAAAUAAAAGGAAAUAAUUCAAGUAUCAAAA
This is a messenger RNA of Alligator mississippiensis (American alligator), 3611 nucleotides long. It is a transcript of the gene TCP11, whose product is annotated as t-complex 11. NCBI's taxonomy places the organism in Eukaryota, Metazoa, Chordata, Crocodylia, Alligatoridae. The transcript is spliced from 10 exons. Gene Ontology annotation, cellular component: acrosomal vesicle; sperm flagellum. The coding region runs from base 16 to 1818 and encodes 600 amino acids. Gene Ontology annotation, biological process: regulation of sperm capacitation. The record is from RefSeq and is a predicted model, not a curated record.